This is a messenger RNA of Amblyraja radiata (thorny skate), 1055 nucleotides long. RefSeq names its product transmembrane protein 51. The transcript is spliced from 3 exons. NCBI's taxonomy places the organism in Eukaryota, Metazoa, Chordata, Chondrichthyes, Rajiformes, Rajidae. Bases 258 to 1004 code for a protein of 248 amino acids. The record is from RefSeq and is a predicted model, not a curated record.
UGGUUUUAGUGACUCGCUGUACAGCAGAGCCCAGAGGAGCGGCCGCCGGCAGGGGAGACACACACACACAGACUGUGGGGAGAGAGGCGAAGGAUUCGGCAAACGGCCUCAGCUCGGUCUGGCCAUGAGGUGAGGAUUUGAAGUCGGUCUGUGGGCGCGGUUUACUUCGGGUGAAGAGGCCCAUUUCCACGUGUGUGUGAUGUAAUGACGCAAGUGUGGCCCAGGACGGCGUGAGAUUCUCCCGCCCGCGGGAGCCCAUGGCCUCGGAAGGUUCCAGCGGCAUUUCGUACGCGCUGACUGCCCUGGGCGUGGGCAUGUUGGCCCUGGGCAUCCUGAUGAUGGUGUGGAGCAUGGUGCCGGGCUUCGGCAAGGACGACGGCGCUCAGGGCGGCAACAGCAGCACGCCUGCCACGGAGGAGUCCAAGCACAAAGUGUCGCAGAUCUCCUACAUCUUGUGUGCCGGGGGCGUCUCUCUGCUGCUCAUCUCCAUCUGCCUCAGCGUGCGUGAGAAGAAGCGGAGGAGGACGCAGGAGGGAGCGGCGAGCGCGCGGGCAGAGGCGGCCAUAUUGCCGGAGGGAGAUGUGGACGGUGAAACUCGCCUGGCUGUGCCCACGUACGAUGAAGUGAUGCAAGGAGAUGGUGUCCUCUCACCGGAGAGCCCCGACGCUUCUGGCGGAGGAGAGCCCAACAUCGUCUCGCUGCCCUCCUACGAGUCGCUGGUGGAUGUCGGCCUGCCCUCGUCAUCGUCCAACGAGGUCCCGGCAGCCGCCACCGCGGACCCCAGCGCGGAGGCACGGAGCGCCAGGCCCGCCCCUCGCACGGGACGCAGGUUCAGCUCCAAGAAGAUCCGUCGGAUCCUGUCACGACAAGUCCCACCUCAAGAGGUUCAGACUCAACCUGAGCAGCACGAACAAUACAGUGGUCAACCUGGAGCCCCUCACCCCCUCCCCCCUCUGUACGAGGACGGAGUGGAGAAGAGCUUUGCAAACGCAAAGCCGUCCUGAGCUGCCGCCGCCAAUGUCCAGACUGCCGCCAAUGUCCAGCCUGCCGCCAAU